GCUCGUGUCUCUGGCGUCCUCUCAGGCUAGCGCCAUGUCCUCCUCGGACGGCUGCGCCGGCGGUGGGAUUCAGGCCUCUCUGCUCAGACUCCAUGCCUUUCUGGGAGACACGGAGACAAGAAACGCUGCACUCGUCUGCCAUGAUAUUAUUGGGGAUUUGGGGCAGGAAUGUGUGGUAACAAAGCGCGAGAAUGAGCUGAUUUUUCAGACAUCCCUGUUGUUUGCUAAAGAGACGGGUCUUCUGAACUUCCUACGAAAGUCCUUGCCUAAUGAAGAGCUACGGGAUGUGAGGGUGGACAUUCUCAAUCUGUUAACCACGUUCCUGCAGAGAAUGUCAGUCAGUGUUAAAGGAUGGGAGAAGAACUACGCCAACGAUCUGAAAGACACUUGUCUUGUCGUCUACACAAAGGACAAAGCUGCGAAAUGCAGAGGUCCUACUUUAGAGCUGCUUAUCAAGGUACUGUAUCUAGUCAAGGAUACUAGCGUGACUCAAGACUUCAAAAUUGGGGACAUGUUCAACAAAUUUUAUGGCGAGUUGGGUCAGAAAAAUAAGAUACCCGAUACAGUGCUGGGCAACAUCUACGAACUUCUGGGGGUCUUGGGUGAGGUUCAUCCCAGCGCAAUGGUCAGUAACUCAGACAAGCUGUAUAAGGCCUAUCUGGGGGAGCUGAAAGGGCAGAUGACGUCUACCACCAAGGAGCCCAAACUUCAAGUAGUCGCUGGCUGCCUGAGGGGGAUCACAGCGCUGAUGGUGAACUUUACCAAAUCCAUGGAGGAAGACCCGGAUACCUCAGAGGAGAUCUUUGACUACGCACUGAAGGCCAUCUGCCCGCAGACCGAGAUGAAGCGCUAUGCUGUCCCCUUUGCUGGGCUUAGACUGUUUGCAAAGCACGCGAGCCAGUUCAGCAGCUGCCUCAUGGACCACUGCAGGACCCUGUUUGAGGUCAUGUCCAAACUGUGUGGGCAUAUCAAUGUUGAAAUGAGGAAGACCAGCUACAAAGCUCUAGAAGCUUUCCUCAAACAGGUUUCCAUGCAUGUGGCUGGGGAUGUCAAGCAGCACCAGGGCAAGAUGAAGUUCUUCAUGCAGAAAUUUUGUUCUAUUAUCAGAACAAUGGACUCCACCAACAAAGAGCUCUCCAUUGCCAUUAGAGGAUAUGGACUUUUUGCUGCACCCUGCAAGGCGGUGUGUCCUCAGGACGUGGACCUGAUGUACACUGAGCUCAUCCAGCGCUGUAAGCAGAUGUACCUGACUGAGUCGGACCGGGAUGAUGAUAAUGUCUACCAGCUGCCUAGCUUCCUUGACUCCAUCGCUAGUGUUCUGAUGCAGCUGGACAGGAUUCCUGAAGUGUACACUUCUGUGCUGGAGCGCCUCCUGGUGGUCCAGAUCGACACUUUCCCCCAGUACAGCCAGAGGAUGCAGUACGCCACCUGCCGCUCUAUCAUCAAGGUCCUCGUUGCCAUGGCAGCCAGGGGCCCAGUGUUCUGGAGCUUUACCAGCUCUGUGGUUCACCAAGGCUUAAUUCGAGUGUGCUCAAAACCAGUUGUCCAAUUUGAGGAGGAGAGCAGUCUUCAGGGCAGCUCUACGACUGAAGAGACUGCAGAACCUGCACUGGUUCGCACUGGGAAAUGGAAGGUUCCAUCUUCCAGGGAUUACCUGGACCUCUUCAAAGGGCUUCUGGACUGUGAAAAUAUGAAGGACACUGGGUUUCUUGAAGGAUCUCUGGUAACUACAAACUCCAGCCUGAAAGCUCUGAACAGACUCCUCUACGAUGCCCUGGUGCAGUCCAUCAUGAAGAUAGUGGAGAAGCUCGAUCUAUCUGUGGAGAAGGUGAACGCAGAAGAGGAGGGAAAGGGUGACCUGGGCUUGGCCCUGACACCCUCUUCUGACCCCACUGCUAACCUGAUGCCUAACAGGCCCAAAGAUUUCACUGCCUUUGUCAAUCUGGUGGACUUCUGCAGUGAGCUGUUGCCAUCAAAGAACCCUGAGUAUAUUGCCCAGUGGAUGUACCCUCUGUGCCAUGAGCUCAUACUGCGGUCCAUACGCUUCCCCCUCGUCAGCGGCUUCUAUAAGCUUCUCUCUCUCUCCAUGGCCAUUGCCAAGAAGAUCAGCUACUUUCAGGGCAAACACGCCGAUGAAGAUUCCCCAGCUGGGAAUGCCUGUUUCGCACUCAUCUCAAAGUUUGGGAAGGAGGUAUGUGUCCGUAUUAAACAGUACAAAGACGAGCUUCUGGCGGCGUGCCUGAUGUUUGUGCUGUCCCUGCACCCUGACAUGGUCGCUCUGGAUGUCAAAGCAUAUGUGCCCGCACUACAGGCUGCCCUGCGGCUGGGCCUGAGCCAUGCUCCGCUGGCGACCGCCGCGCUGGACGCCCUGGAGUCCUGGUCCGCCCGCAUCCCGCCCUCCGUCAUCCAGCCCCACUACGCAGACAUCCUGCCCCACCUGGAUGGCUACCUCAAAACAGCCGCCAGCACCGAUAAAGCUGAGAGCAGUAUGAACGUGACCUUCGUCUCAGUGGGCACUGAAAAGGGCUACGGCAGAGUGAUGAUGAGACUCCUGAAAAAGUCCAGAGGCCUGCCUAUGGGGGAUGAGUCUCCCAUCGCAGCGGUGCGGCGGCAAGUGGUGCAGCUGUUGGGCCGCCUUGGAGGACAGCUCAACAGGAGCCUGGUUACGGCCGUAUCGGCGGAGGACGCAAUGAAGCGCUUCGUCGCCUGGGACAGCGAGAAAAGGCUGAGCUUCGCCGUGCCCUUCAAGGACAUCAAGCCCGUCAUCUACCUGGACCCCUUCCUGCCAAGAAUCACCGAGCUCGCCCUCUCCUCCAGCGACAGGCAAACUAAGGUGGCAGCGUGCGAGCUGCUCCACAGCGUGGUGGUGUACACGGUGGGCAAAGGUGCUCAGAUGGCGGAGGCGGAGAAGGCCACGCCGCCCAUGUACAACCUGCACAAGCGAGUCUUCCCCGUGCUGCUGCGGCUGGCCUGCGACGUGGACCAGGUGCCGAGGCAGCUCUUCGAGCCUCUGGUGAUGCAGCUGAUCCACUGGUUCACCAACAACAAAAAGUUUGAGAGUCAGGACACGGUGGCCGUGCUGGAAGCCAUUUUGGAUGGAGUGGUGGACCCUCUGGACAGCGUCCUGAGGGACUUCAGCGGACGCUGCCUCCAAGAGUUUGUGAAAUGGUCCAUCAAGCAGACCUCCCCCAAGCAGCAGGAGACGAGCCCGGCCAACAUCAAGUCCCUGUUCAAGCGUGUCUACAGCCUGGCCCUGCACCCCAACGUCUUCAAGAGGCUGGGAGCUGCACUGGCCUUCAACAGCAUCUACAGACACUUCAGAGAGGAGAGCUCUCUGGUAGAGCAGUUCGUCUUUGAGGUCCUGGUGGUGUUUGUGGAGAGCUUGGCCUUAGCACAUUCAGAUGAAAAAUCCUUAGGAACAGUUCAACAGUGCUGCAGUGCCUUGGACCACCUAAAGAGAAUAAUCAAACACAAGGCCGGUGCCCUUAACCAGCACGCCAAGAGACGCCCGCCCAGGGGUUUCCCCCCAGGGCAGGCGGUGCGUCUCUGUGACGUGGUCACGUGGCUGCUAGCCCAGUGUGGCCAUCCACAGACCGAGUGCCGGCACAAGUGCAUGGAGCUCUUCUUUGAGUUCGUCCCUCUUUUACCAGGUACGCCUUCUCCCGCACAGUGGCUGAAGGAGCAGGUGGAACGAGAGGGGCGGAGCUUCCUAAUCACGUGCCUGGAGGGAGGAGGGUUGCUGGUCCAGCCCACUCUGAGGGACGUGGGAGCCCCGUUCAGUGUGCGGGCUGCCCUGCAGUGGAUGGAUCUUCUGCUGGCUGCCCUCGAUUGCUACAACACCUUCAUCGCUCAGCAUCUCAUCCAGCCCCAGAGGAUUCUGGACUCUGGCGAGAAGUCCAGCUUCCUGCCAGCCAUCCGCUUCUUCCUGACCGAACUGGCCAGCGAGGACCUGAAGGCGGCUAGAGCCUGCUUCAAGGUGGCCGACUCUGUUCGGCCUCACUUCAGCCCUCGCGAGAGAGAGCUCUACAGCUACAGCAAGUGCACCAUCAUCGUGCGCUUGCUGGAGUUCUCCAUCAUGGUACUGUCCAAACACCAGGAGGACCUGUGGACGCUGCUGGAGCAGGACCUGUUCAAUGCCUCCUUCUUCGCACUGGUCAGCACCACUGUGUGCGAGCCCUCUUCUGUCGGCUUCAACACAGCCGACCUGGAGGUGAUGACCAGGCUGCCGGAGGUGUGUGUGGCCCUGCUGAAGGCCCUGGCAGCAACACCCUACAGGACCCAACUGGAGAGCAACAUUAGGAAGAAGAUAACUGUUCAAUGUGUGGAGGAGCUGUUUGCUGUGGAUCUGUAUGACCCCGAGACUCGAGAUGGUCAUGCCAAGCUGGAGCUGCUGCUGUCAGCCUGCACCCAGCUCCACAACUCUGGCUUUCUUACCUCCAUCCUGCACAGCAAGGACACGGCCUUCAGUGGCUCCCUGGGUUCAAGGCUUCUCAUGGCCGUGUAUAAAGGCAUUGCCCCUGGGGAGGACCGGACGUCCCUCCCGUCCAUGGACAUUAGUAGCAGGAAGUUGGCCAAUGGGCUAGUGCAGUUGUCUUUCUCGCUGGGUGACCAGACCGAGCAGCUGGUAGGCCUGCUGCUCAACUCUGUGGCCCUGUCGGCACCGCUCUCGGGCAGCCUGAACCCGCGCGUCCUCAGCUUCUCCCACGGCGAGUACUUCUACAGCCUGUUCCAGGGCGUGGUCAACGCAGAGCUCCUGUACAGGCUGGACCACGCUGUGCCCCUGCUGCUGACAGCCGCCGGCCAGAACUCCAGCAUGGUCAGCAUUCUGCUCAAUGGCAUGUUGGACCACAGCUUCCGUGAGCGGUCUGUCAGGAAGACCCAAGGCUCGCGAUUGGCUGAGCAAGUCCUCAAAGGGUGGGACCUUCUGAAACCAUGGUGGCAAAGCCCCACCUCCUCACCAGACAGCAAAACCUCAACCCUCACCCUGCUUUCCAAAGUCCUGCAGAUCGACUCCUCCGUGUGCACAAACACCAGCCACUCAGCCUUCCAGGCGGUCCUUACAACCUUCACCACUCUCAUCACGGAUCACAUGCUGCCCUUGAAUCUAAAGAGCCAGGCGCUGAUCACGUUGCCCUUCUUCACUACGUUACCCAGUGGCCCUCGGGAGGCACUGCAGAGGGCUCUGGAGGCUCUGGUGGCUGACCAUUUCCCCAUGCAGUCGGACGAGUUUCCUCGUGGCUCGCUGCAGUGUAACAAUUACAUGGACUGUAUCCGUAAGUUUUUAGAUGCCCUGGAGCUAUCCCAGAGUCCCCUUCUGCUAAGGCUGCUGGCUAAAGUCCUGUGUCGUGACAAAAAGCACAUCAUGGAGGAGCGCUUUCAGAUGUGCUUCCAGCGAAUCGCUCGACAGUCGAGGUGUGAGGAUCAGGUUCUCCUCCUCUGCACAGUCCACCAGAUGAUCCAGGACCGAGACGUUCCCGUGAGCUCCCUCAUGGGCCUGCUGGACCGUGUGCUGCUCCCGCUGGCCACUCACUGCAGUCCUAAAGCCCUGGCUCAGUUCUUCAUCACUAAUGUGGCUGGCAUCAUGGCCACCCUGCAGGCACGCUUCACUAAAGCUGUGGAGUCCGCUUUCGAGAGCCAGCUCAUCAUGAAGACCGGCUCCUGCAAGUUACUGGAGUUGCUGUAUUCUCGCCUGCACAAAGAGGAGGUCUAUUCGAAAGACUCUGCCAUCAACCAGGCCUUCUGUGGCCAAGGCAAAGCCGAGGGCAAUGAAAUGUCCAAGACCCUGCUCAGGUCCUGCUUCGAAGCCUUCACCGAGAACAUGGCUGGCGAGAGUGCUCUGCCCGAGCUGAGGAGACAGUACCACUGCGCCGCAUACAACUGUGCCAUCGCCCUCAUCAGCUGCAGCUUCAAUGAGACCAAGUUCUACCAGGGCUUCCUCUUCACGGAGAAACCAGAGAAGAACCAGUUGAUUUUUGAAAACCUGAUUGACACCCAAAGGAUUUACGAAUUUCCCAUCGAGAUUGAUUUUCCCAUUGAAAGGAAGAAAAAAUAUGUCAUGAUCAGAAAGGAAGUAACUGGAGAAAAUGGAGAGGCACCAGUAUACCUCUCCUCCCAGUCCUACAUGGCCGACAGUAGCCUCAGUGAAGAGAUGAGUCAGUUUGACUUCUCCACUGGAGUCCAGAGCUUCUCCUACAACUCCCAGAGUGCAUCAGGUCAUGGCCACAUCAGUAGGGCAAGGGAGCGCGUGGAGGUCUCGUCGCCGGACGAGACCGUUGAUCUGGAGAUGGACGAGCUCAACCAGCACGAGUGCAUGGUCACCAUGACUGCUCUGUUCUGCCACAUGCAGCGGCACAACAUCACCCCUAAAGUCCAGGAAGGCACGAUUCCCACUGACCUUCCUCCCUGGAUGAAGUUCCUGCACGGGAAGCUGGCUAAUCCGUCCACUCCUCUGAACAUCCGACUUUUCAUCACCAAACUCCUCAUCAACACAGAGGAGGUUUUCCGCCCGUAUGCCAGACAGUGGCUGGGACCACUCUUACAGCUGGUGGUCUCUGGAAACAACGGCGGAGAUGGGAUCCACUUUAUGGUGGUUGACAUAGUGGUUACUGUACUCUCAUGGACCAGCAUAGCCACUCCAAAGGGUAACACCCGAGAUGAGGUCCUGGCCAAUCGUCUACUGGAGUUUCUGAUGAAGAACUGCUUCCAUGUGAAAAGGCCCGUGUUCAGACAUAACCUGGAAAUGAUCCGCACCAUGGUGGAAUGCUGGAAGGACUGUCUGCACGUCCCCUACGAACUAAUCUUCGAGCGCUUUUCUGGAACAGAUCCCAACAGCAAAGACAACUCUAUAGGCUUGCAGCUCUUGGGUAUCGUACUGGCCAACGGCCUCCCCCCUUAUGACCCAGCCUGUGGCGUUGACCACAGCAGGUACUUCCAGUCUCUGGCCAACAACCUGUCCUUCAUCAGAUAUAGAGAGGUCUACUCUGCAGCAGCAGAGAUUGUCGGCUUAACCCUAAACUACAUGACUAACAGGGAGAGCCAAAAUGAGGAGCCGCUGUUCACUGCAGCCGUGGCCAAGCUGACGGAGUUGAAUAAGAAGGCCCUAGAUGACAAAUUUGUCGUUUGUCUGAGCAAAGUGGCCAAGCACUUCCCACCUCUGAUGGAUGGGUUUGUGAAUCCUGUUUUUUACCUGCUGCCGAAGCUGCAUGGCAUGCUGAAGACUCACUGUCUAGAGUGUGUGCUGAGCCGUGCCGAUGUCAUCCCCGACAUUUUCCUGCACCUCAAGACCAAGGGCUUCACCCAGCUCAUGGAGCACAGAGACGAGGCGAGGCAGCGGGUGUGUCUGGACAUCGUGCACAAGAUCCUGGCCUUGCUGAAGCCCGACGAGCUGCAGGAGCUCUUGGAUUCGGUCUGCACCUUCGUCUCGCACCCGUCCCCCGUGUGCAGGGAGAAGAUGUACGAUGUGCUCAUGUGGAUCCAGGACAACUACAGUGAUGCGGAGAGCCAGGCGGACAGCACAUCUACGAAGGUGCUCAGUGUGGCUAAGGACACCCUCCUCCAAGGGCUGGCUGAUGAAAACGAGGGCUUACAGCUGCACGUGCGGAACUUCUGGAGCCACAAGCGGCGCCUGCCAACCUCCACUCUGGAGCGCAUGCGCACGGUCCUGGCCUCUCUGUACACGGCCCGCAUCGAGGAGCGCUUCCUCAGCCUGGCCACAGACCUGCUGCUGGAAAUGACCAGCCAGAGUCCAGACUACACACGCAACAUGUUCGAGUUCCCGUUGUCUGAGUGCAAGUUUCAGGACUACGCCAUCAACGCCAACUGGCGUCUGCGCUCCACUGUGCUCACACCCAUGUUCACCGAGACGCAGGUGAGCCAGGUGUUGGGCACGCAGGGGGCGGCGGGCACGCCACCCGCCGGCACCAAAGGCCAGAUCCGAGCCACCCAGGCCUCUCUGGAGUUCUCCCAGACCCAGGCGCCCAGCGCAGGGCGCCGCUCGGCCUACAACUGGCUGACGGGCAGUAGCAUGGAUACGCUGGCCGACUACUCUCCACCGGCCGACUCGUCCUCCUCCCUGCUGGUGUUUGACAGGAGGAGGGCCCAGCGGGCCCCAGCCUGGAGGCCUGUGGGCGUCCGCUUCGGCUCCGGACGCCUGGCCCUCCCUGCCGAUGAGACGGACAGCCGCAGCGCAGCUGAACGGGAGAAGCGUGCCGACAUCCUGAGGCUGAGGCGAAGGUUCCUGAAGGACAAAGAGAAGGAGACUAUCAAGUUCGUCAAGAGGGAGAUCCAGUCGCAAAGGAUCGAAAGGGAGAAGAGAGCGGACGAGAAGUUGCGGCGAGACGCUCAGGUGACCUUGUACCGCAGCUACAGGGUGGGAGACCUGCCCGACAUUCAGAUCCAGCACAGCAGUCUUAUCGCCCCCUUACAGGCCCUGGCACAGAAAGACGCCACGCUGGCCAGGCAGCUCUUCGGCGCCCUGUUUGCGGGUGUGCUGGCGGAGAUGGAGGCAGCCAGGCCUUCUAAAGAGAGGGAGGCCAUUAUGAACGACUUCCUCAAGAACAUGAACGACUUCCUGCACAAGAGCACCAACUACUUCCCCCCGUUUAUUGCUUGUGUGCAAGACAUGUGUUACCAGCAUGGCGCCCUCCUGGACGUGAAGCCCGCCAGCGUGAGCGCCAGUUGCCUGGCCAGCCUGCAGCAGCCUAUGGGCAUCCUCCUCCUAGAGGAGAGCCUGCUCCACUCCAGCAGUGUGCCCGCCGAGCCUCCCUCCAAGCGGGCACGGGCCAAGAAGGAGCUGCCCCCCGACACGGAGCGCUGGAUCCACCUAGCAAAGCUGUACAGGUCCUUGGGGGAUUACGACGCAGUGAGGGGCAUCUUCGGCGGGAAGGUCGGCACCAAGUCCAUCACGUGCGCCGCACUGCAGAUGGAAGCAAAAGGCGACUACGCCGAGGCAGUGAAGCUCUACAACGAGGCACUGAACGCAGAGGACUGGAUGGACGGAGAGCCCACCGACACGGAGAAGGACUUCUGGGAGAUGGCAGCCCUGGAGGCCUACGACCACCUAACUGAGUGGAAGUCCCUGCAGUACUGUUCCACGGUCAACAUAGACGACAGCACGCCCGUUAACCUGGACAAGAUGUGGGAUGACCCAUUUUAUCAGGAGACGUACCUGCGGCACGCAGUGCGAAGCAUGCUGAAGCAGCUGCAGCUGGGCGCCAAGGACCAGGCCCUGCUCAGCUUUGUGGACGCGGCCAUGAAGGUGGAGGAUCGCAGGCUGGUGAUGGAGACCCACUACAGCCAGGAGCUCAGUCUGCUCUACGUCCUGCAGGAGGACUACGAUCGAGCCCAAUACUACGCCAACAACUGCAUGCAGGUCUUCAUGCAGAACUACUCCAGUAUCGACCCUUUGCUGAGCGCCAGUCGUCUGACUAUGCUCCAGUCUGUCCAGCCUCUCACAGAGAUCCAGGACUUCCUGCAAUAUAUCACUGGCGAGGUCUCAGUAGCGUCUCUGAAAAGUGUGAUUAAGCGAUGGACUAGCCGCUACCCUGACGUUAAAAUCGACCCAAUGAGUGUGUGGGAUGACAUCAUUACAUCUCGUUGUUUCUUCCUGGAUAAGAUCUGGGAGAAGCUGAGCUCUUCUCCUGCUGCCAGUAUGGAGGUGGAUGAUGACGAACAGGACAGCAUGGAGACCUUGGCAGCACUGGUGAAGGACUGCAAGUUUAAUAUGAAACUGAACAUGGCAGACAGUGCCUGGAAACAGAACAAUUUCUCGGUGUCGACCAAGCUGCUGAAGGAGCUUCACAGGGAGGCGAAGACGGACAGAACUCUGCUGCAGCGCUGGGUCCACAGCUUCACCCGCUUCACCCAGCGCCGGAGCUCCACUCUGGGCCCCGCUGAGCAGAUCAGCUCUCUGCUCAAGACCCUGCCACUGCUGGAGGAGACGGAGAAGACGACUGAAGCCUCCACUGGCAGGGUGUCGAGAGACCAAAGGAUUCUGAGGGGCUCCACCUUUGACCUUCUGGCCAGUGCCAUGGCCCGCAACCCUUCCGCCCUGGAGGCUCUUGGAGAAGAGAAGGCACAGAGAGUUCUGGAUCUUUCCGGUGCCUCUACAAUUGACCAGGUGGUGGAGAGGCUGCAGGCACGUGCUCUAGAACUGCUCCACGCCGCCGCCAGCAGGGCCGAGGAAGAGGAGCAGUCGUUCAGCCACAAGCACGCAGACACAGACGGCAUCGCCGAGGCCUACAUGACUCUCGCCAGCUUCUGCGAUCGUAGACUGAGGGAGCAUGAACAAAAUGAAGAGGGGAGCAGUCGCCCCAGGCUUUCGCCCCAGAGUUUGCCUGCCGACGUGGUGCUAAUGAUGCUGAGAGCCCUGAAGCUCCACUCAGAGGAAGCCAGACUCCGGUUCCCCCGCCUCCUGCAGCUGGUGGAGCUCUACCCUGCAGAGACGCUUGACCUGCUGGCCAAAGAGGUGGUGAGCGUGCCCUGUUGGCAGCUGAUUGGCUGGAUCAGUCAGAUGAUGGCCCUGCUGGACAAGCCAGAGGCAGUGGCAGUUCAGUGUGUAAUAGAAGAGAUGGCAGAGUGCUACCCUCAGGCACUCUGCUACCCCUUCAUGAUAAGCAGCGAGGGCUACACGUUUGAGGAGUCCGCCCGCGGCCACAGGAAUCGGGAGUUUGUCGAGAAGCUGAACUCGGCGCUAGAUAAAGGCGGAGUCAUUCGGGAGUUUGUAGAUGCUCUUCAUCAGCUCACUAACCCUGAUAUGCUCUUCAAGGAUUUGUGGGAAGACCUCAGGAAUGAACUGGAGAAGCAAAACGUAGACAAGAAGUCGGUAAAGCAGCUGUGCGAAGAACUGAGCAGCGCACUCUGUGAUCCAAAAGCCCCUGGAUUGGGAUCCUUCCGGAAGAAAUUUAUUAAGGAGUUCUCCAAAGACGUGGAGAAGCUGAUGGGCCCUGGAGGCGCAAAGAUAUUUCAGCAGCGGAAAGACAAGGACUAUCUGAGGAAAGUAGAUGAGCUGCUUCCCAGAAUGAGAGAAUUCCAGAAGGAGCCAGGCAAUCUGAAGGAGUACUCGCCUUGGCUCAGCAACUUCAGAGUGGACACGCUCCGCAACGAGCUGGAGGUGCCAGGGCAGUAUGACGGUAGAUGCAAGCCUCUGCCUGAGUACCAUGCUAAGAUCACAGGCUUUGAUGAGAGGGUGAAGGUCAUGACCUCUAUCCGUCGGCCGAAGCGCCUAAUUUUGCGAGGUGAUGAUGAGCGGGACCACCCGUUCCUGGUGAAGGGCGGGGAGGACCUCCGGCAGGACCAGCGCAUCCAGCAGCUCUUUGGCGUCAUGAACAUCAUCCUGAAGCAGGACGCUGCCUGUUCCCAGCGCAGCCUAACGCUGCGCACCUACCAGGUCGUCCCCAUAACCAGCAGGAUUGGGCUGAUUGAGUGGAUGGAGAAUACCUGCACACUUAAAGACUUUCUGGCCGGCAGCAGGACCAAGAAAGAGCAAAAAACCAUCACACGGCCCAAUGAAAUGUACGACAGUUGGAUCAGUAAAGUUGCCGGGAAGGUGGUUGGAAUAAGACGAUACGCGGAGGCAUACAGGAAGGCCAACCGAACAGACACCGUUAAUAACUUUAAGAGGAUCGAGCAGAACGUACCAGAGGAUCUGCUGAGACGGGCAUUCGUCCGGAUGAGCACGACGCCCGAAGCCUUCCUCUCGCUGCGCUCGCACUUCACCAGCUCGCAUGCGCUUCUCUGCAUCAGCCAUUGGGCUCUGGGUAUCGGGGACCGUCACCUCUCCAACUUCAUGAUCAACACGGAGACGGGGGGCAUGAUCGGCAUCGACUUUGGCCACGCCUUUGGAUCGGCGACCCAGUUUCUGCCGGUGCCGGAGCUGAUGCCCUUCCGGCUCACGCGGCAGUUUGUGGGCCUGAUGCGGCCCAUGGCGGAGUCGGGUCUGAUCCGCAGCGUCAUGACACACUCACUUCGCGCCUUCAGACGCGACCCCGACCUGCUGCUCGACACCAUGGAUGUGUUUGUCAAGGAGCCCUCACUCGACUGGAAGAACUUUGAGCUGAAGCAGCUGAAGAAGGGAGGCACCUGGACUGAGCGCGUGGACACCAGAGAGAUCAACUGGUACCCGCUACAAAAGGUCCAUUUUGCCCGGAGGAAGCUAGAGGGGACCAAUCCCUCAGUUAUAACAAGUGAAGAGCUUCGUCUGGGUUUCGAGAAAGAUCCAGUGUUUGAGUACAUGCUGGCCGUGGCUCGAGGCAGUGAGGAGCACAACAUCCGCGCCCGUCUCGGGGUGAAAGACCUGAGCGUGGACGAACAGGUGGACUGCCUCAUCGAUCAGGCGACCGACGCCAAUCUACUGGGCAGAGCAUGGAUAGGCUGGGAGCCCUGGAUCUGAGCAGCCUUUAUGGAAACACUUUCAAUGUAUACAUGUCUAAGCAUGCAAGUUUCAGCUCAGCCUCUCGUGCUGAGUGAUCCGUAAUGGUGUUGAUUUAGUAGCUUUAAGGAACAGAACAAAAUGGUUAACAGUAUAACCGUUGUUGACUUUUGUAAUCCCAUGUUUGUGUCUCAGAAUGACUGCCACAUGUGUCCGUUUCCUGUGUGACCCCCUGCUACUCAUCACGACACUCCACCCUUAUGGCCAGUUGAUACAUUUAUUUCAUUUAUUUUUGCUUGUGACAGGACGGCUUCCGACAGCAGUCACUCAAUAGCGAUCUGUCCACGGUGUGUAUGGCUAUGGGGACUUGGGGAGGAUGGGGUAUUGAUCACUGGAAGAGCAAUGUUGGUUCUGCUGAAGUAAAAACUUUAAAUUUGU
Molecule: messenger RNA, 12805 nt
Organism: Electrophorus electricus (electric eel)
Lineage: Eukaryota; Metazoa; Chordata; Actinopteri; Gymnotiformes; Gymnotidae
Gene: prkdc
Product: protein kinase, DNA-activated, catalytic subunit
Biological process (GO): double-strand break repair via nonhomologous end joining; immunoglobulin V(D)J recombination; telomere maintenance
Cellular component (GO): nucleus
Molecular function (GO): DNA-dependent protein kinase activity; protein binding
Source: RefSeq, a predicted model, not a curated record